Saimiri boliviensis boliviensis (Bolivian squirrel monkey) is the source of this 6096-nucleotide messenger RNA. It is a transcript of the gene TCHH, whose product is annotated as trichohyalin. Gene Ontology annotation, biological process: intermediate filament organization. Gene Ontology annotation, molecular function: transition metal ion binding; calcium ion binding. NCBI's taxonomy places the organism in Eukaryota, Metazoa, Chordata, Mammalia, Primates, Cebidae. The record is from RefSeq and is a predicted model, not a curated record.
GCCCGUGGUGUCAGCGAGCACUGGACUUCUUCCUCUGGUGAAGUGGGUUUACUUGAGCUUGAAAGAAAGAAAAAAAUGUCUCCACUUCUGAGAAGCAUCUGUGACAUCAUUGAAAUUUUCAAUCAGUAUGUCUCACAUGAUUGCGAUGGAGCAGCAUUAACUAAGAAAGACCUGAAGAACCUCCUUGAAAGAGAAUUUGGAGCUGUGCUUCGGAGACCACAUGACCCCAAGACGGUAGAUCUGAUCCUGGAACUUCUGGAUCGUGACUGUAACGGGCAUGUCGAUUUCAAUGAAUUCCUCCUAUUCAUUUUCAAAGUGGCUCAAGCUUGUUACUAUGCUCUGGACCAGGCCACGGGACUAGAUGAAGACAAGCGACCGCUCUGGGAUGGAAAGGAGAACCUGUUACAAGAUCGCAAGCAAGAAGACCAAAGGAGAUUCGAGCACCAGGGCAGACAACUGGAAGGAGAAUCUGGGCAACGACGGAGGCAGAAGAGGCAGGAACAGGAGAGGGAGCUCACUGAGGUAGAGGAGCAAAGGGAGAAACAAGAGCGACUUGAGCAGCGUGAUAGGCAGCGCCGCAACGAGGAGCUUCCAGACGAAGAGCAACAGAGAAGGCGGGAGCUGCAGGAGCUGAGGAGGGAGUGCCGUGAGGAGAAGCAGCAGCAAAGGCGAGAGAUGCAAGAGAGAGUGCUCCAGGAGGAAGAAGAGAAGCUGCAAACACGGGAGAGGCAAGAGCAAAGGGAGCGCCUGGAAGAUGAACCGCAGCGGCAAAGAGAGCUCCAAGUGGAAGAAGAGCAGGUACAGAAGCGGGAGCAGCAAGAGCUGAAGAGGGAGCGCCAGGAGGAAGAGCAGCAGCUGCAAAGGCUAAGGCGCGAGCAGCAGUUGAGGCGUGAGGAGGAGAGGCGCGAGCAGCAACUAAGGCGCGAGGAGGAGGAGGAGAGGCGCGAGCAGCAGCUGAAGCGGGAGCAGGAGGAGGAGAGGCGCGAGCAGCAGUUGAGGCGUGAGGAGAAGGAGAGGCGCGAGCAGCGGCUGAAGCGCGAGCAGGAGGACAGGCGCGAGCAACAACUAAGGCGCGAGCAACAACUAAGGCGCGAGCAGGAGGAGAGGCGCGAGCAGCGGCUGAAGCGCGAGCAGGAGGAGGAGGAGAGGCGCGAGCAGCAGCUGAGGCGUGAGGAGAAGGAGGAGAGGCUCGAGCAGCGGCUGAAGCGCGAGCAGGAGGACAGGAGCGAGCAACAACUAAGGCGCGAGCAACAACUAAAGCGCGAGCAGGAGGAGAGGCUCGAGCAGCGGCUGAAGCGCGAGCAGGAGGACAGGCGCGAGCAACAACUAAGGCGCGAGCAGGAGGAGAGGGGCGAGCAGCGGCUGAGGCGCGAGCAGGAGCUGGCUGAAGAGGAGGAGCAGGAACAGGUCCGGGAGCGGAUUAAGAGCCGCACCCCGAAGUGGCAGUGGCAGCUAGAAAGGGAGGCCGACGCACGGCAAAGUAAAGUCUACUCGAGGCCCCGCAGGCAGGAAGAGCAGAGGCGCCGCCAAGAGCAGGAGAAGAGGCGGCGCUGGGAGCGUGAGCUGCAACGGCAGGAGGAACCCGCUCGCCGGCAGCAGCUGCAGGAGGAGCAGCGCCGGGACUUCAAAUGGCAGUGGCAGGCUGAGGAAGAGAGCGAGAGGCGCCAACAGAGGCUGUCGGUCAGGCCCUCGUCGCGGGAACAGCGGGAGAGGCAGCUGAGGGCAGAGGAGCGCCUGCAGCAAGAACAACGGUUUCUCCAGGAGGAGGAGGAGAAGGAGCAGCGUCUCGAGAGGGAGCAAGAGCUGCAGUUCCUGGAGGAAGAAGAGCAGCUCCAGCGGCGGGAGCGCUCCCAACAGCUCCAGGAGGAGGAGGACGGCCUCCAUGAGGAUCAGGAAAAGAGGCGACGCCAGGAACAGCGCCGCGACCAAAAAUGGAGGUGGCAACUAGAAGAAGAAAGGAAGAGACGCCGCCACACGCUGUACGCCAAGCCGGCCCUACGCGAGCAGCUGAAGAAGGAAGAGGAGCUGCAGCAGGAAGAGCAGCUGCUGAGAGAAGAGCGGGAGAAGAGAAGGCGCCAGGAGCGGGAGAGGCAGUACCGCGAGGAAGAGGAGCUGCAGCAGGAGGAAGAGGAGCUGCUGAGAGAAGAGCAGGAGAAGAGAAGGCGCCAGGAGCGGGAGAGACAAUACCGCGAGGAAGAGGAGCUGCAGCAGCAGGAAGAGCAGCUGCUGAGAGAAGAGCGGGAGAAGAGAAGGCGCCAGGAGCGGGAGAGGCAGUACCGCGAGGAAGAGGAGCUGCAGCAGGAGGAAGAGCAGCUGCUGAGAGAAGAACGGGAGAAGAGAAGGCGCCAGGAGCGGGAGAGGCAGUACCGCGAGGAAGAGGAGCUGCAGCAGGAGGAAGAGCAGCUGCUGAGAGAAGAACGCGAGAAGAGAAGGCGCCAGGAGCCGGAGAGGCAGUAUUGGGAGGAGGAAGAGCUUCAGCGCCAGGACAGAAAGCGGCGGUACCGGGAUGAGGAUCAGCGCCGUGACCUGAAAUGGCAGUGGGAACCAGAAAAAGAAAAUGCAAUUCGUAAUAACAGGGUUUACCGCAAACGUAGAGAGAAUGAACAGCUCCGGCAGUUGGAAGAUUCCCAGGUGCGUGACAGACAAUUCCGGCAGGAUCUGCAGCCCCUGCUGGAUGAACAGCAAGAGAGAGACCGCGAGCAAGAGAGGCGGCGCUGGCAGCAGCGCGACAGGCAACUCCCAGAGGAAGAAGAGCUGAGGCGAGAAGAGCAAAAGGAAGCCAACGGGCGCGACUGGAAAUUCCAAGAGGAAAUGCAGUUGCUGAGAGAGGAAAAAGAGAAGAGGCGCCAGGAGAGAGACAGAAAAUUCCGCGAGGAGGAACAGCUGCUACAGGGAAGGGAGGAACAGCAGCUGCGCCGCCAAGAGCGUGACAGAAAAUUCCUCGAGGAGGAGCAGCAACUGCGCCGCCAGGAGCGCGAACAACAGCUGCGCCAGGAACGCGACAGAAAAUUCCGUGAAGAGGAACAGCUCCGCCAGGAGAGGGAGGAAGAGCAGCUGCGCCGCCAGGAGCGCGACAGAAAAUUCCGUGAAGAGGAACAGCUCCGCCAGGAGAGGGAGGAAGAGCAGCUGCGCCGCCAGGAGCGCGACAGAAAAUUCCGUGAAGAGGAACAGCUCCGCCAGGAGAGGGAGGAAGAGCAGCUGCGCCGCCAGGAGCGCGACAGAAAAUUCCGUGAGGAGGAGCAGCUGCUCCAGGAAAGGGAAGAACAGCAGCUGCGCAGCCAAGAGCGCGACAGAAAAUUCCUAGAAGAGGAACAGCAGCUGCGCCGCCAGGAACGAGAGAGAAAAUUCCGUGAGGAGGAACAGCUGCUCCAGGAAACGGAGGAACAGCAGCUGCGCCGCCAAGAGCGCGACAGAAAAUUCCUCGAGGACGAACAGCAGCUGCGCCACCAGGAGCGCGACAGAAAAUUCCGCGAGGAGGAACAGCUGCUCCAGGAAAGGGAGGAGCAGCAGCUGCGCCAAGAGCGUGACAGAAAAUUCCUGGAAGAGAAACAGCAGCUGCGCCGCCAGGAACGAGAGAGAAAAUUCCGUGAGGAGGAACUGCAGCGCCAAGAAACGGAGGAACAGCAGCUGCGCCGCCAGGAGCGCGACAGAAAAUUCCGCGAGGAGGAACAGCUGCUCCAGGAAAGGGAAGAACAGCAGCUGCGCCUCCAAAAUCGUGACAGAAAAUUCCUCGAGGAGGAGCAGCAGCUGCGCCGCCAGGAGCGCGAACAACAGCUGCGCCAGGACCGCGACAGAAAAUUCCGCGAGGAGGAACAGCUCCGCCAGGAGAGGGAGGAAGAGCAGCUGCGCCGCCAGGAGCGCGACAGAAAAUUCCUAGAAGAGGAACAGCAGCUGCGCCGCCAGGAACGAGAGAGAAAAUUCCGUGAGGAGGAACAGCAGCUACAAGAAACGGAGGAACAGCAACUGCGCCGCCAAGAGCGCGACAGAAAAUUCCUCGAGGACGAACAGCAGCUGCGCCGCCAGGAGCGCGACAGAAAAUUCCGCGAGGAGGAGCAACAGCUGCGCCGCCAGGAGCGCGAACAACAGCUGCGCCAGGACCGCGACAGAAAAUUCCGCGAGGAGGAACGGCUCCGCCAGGAGAGGGAGGAAGAGCAGCUGCGCCGCCAGGAGCGCGACAGAAAAUUCCGCGAGGAGGAACAGCUCCGCCAGGAGAGGGAGGAAGAGCAGCUGCGCCGCCAGGAGCGCGACAGAAAAUUCCGCGAGGAGGAGCAGCUCCACCAGGAAAGGGAAGAUCGCCAGCUCCGCCGCCAGGAACUAGACAGAAAAUUCCGCGAGGAGGAACAGCUGCUCCAGGAAAGGGAAGAACAGCAGCUGCGCCUCCAAAAGCGUGACAGAAAAUUCCUCGAGGAGGAGCAGCAGCUGCGCCGCCAGGAACGCGAACAACAGCUGCGCCAGGAGCGCGACAGAAAAUUCCGCGAGGAGGAACAGCUCCGCCAGGAGAGGGAGGAAGAGCAGCUGCGCCGCCAGGAGCGCGACAGAAAAUUCCGCGAGGAGGAACAGCUCCGCCAGGAGAGGGAGGAAGAACAGCUGCGCCGCCAGGAGAGGGAGGAACAGCAGCUGCGCCGCCAACAGCGGGACAGAAAGUAUCGCAGGGAAGAAGAGCAGCUGCAGCUUGAGGAGCAGGAAGAGCAGAGGCGCCGACAGGAGCCAGACCGGCAGCACCGGGCGGAGGAGCAGUUUGCCAGGCAGGAGCAGAGUCGUCAUCAGGCACAAGAACUGUGGCAAGAAGAAGAGCAGAGACGUCGCCAGGAACGGGAAAGGAAAUUCCGGGAAGAACAGCUCCGCCGCCAGCAGGAGGAAGAACAGAGGCGCCGCCAAGUCCGGGAGACCCAAACCCAAGAAGGCAAGGGUUAUGGGCGGCUUCUGGAGCCCGGCGCUCGUCAGUUUGCCAAUGUCCCAGUGCGCUCCAGCCCUCUCUAUGAGUACAUCCAAGAGCAGAGAUCUCAAUACCGCCCUUAAGAGAUAUUGCCAAUAUCCUGACACCUGCCAAAGCUUUGAGCACAAGAAAAUGAGAAACACUGGGUACUAAGUGAUAACUCAGAUGUUUCAGGUUGUGGGAAAACUCUCUGAUGUUAGAAUGUCUUUUCUUUCAAAAUCUUAAACUACGCUCAUUUUAUGUACUUUGUACUCCUGCUUUUUAUUCUUCCUCAAGUAGUUCUUUACUGCAAGACGUCUUUCUUUUGCUCGUUGAUGCAGCUGUGGUGUGCAUUUGAAAAAAAAAAACCAUAAAUCAUUUAAUUUGUUUAAGGAGUUUUGUUUGAGGAACAUGUUCAUUUAUUGCUUAAAGAAGUAACAAGAAUAAUAGGAUGACUUGAGAUUCUAAACAAUGGGUCUGUUUGUUUAAUGAUUGACCCAUCUUGUGGAAAGUGCAGAUAUUUUUAAUGCUCAAGUUGCUAUUUCUUCUUAAACCUAAAUUGAUCUUUGCCCCCAAACAGCUUUUCAUAUUUUGUGGCAUAAUUAGCAGAAUUCCAGGUAACUGAAAUUUUAUAACCCUUGGAUAGUGCGGGGCGGGGGGUGACCACUGCAUAAAAACUUUCUGUGAAAUCAGCCUAUUACUGGAAGAAAUAUCUGUUAAGGACAGGUUUAGCUUUGAAGAUUUAGAAUUCAAAUUAGAUUUUUUUACACUCAACUUCACUUACACAUAUAAUCUCAUGAAGCAAAAAUGAGGUGUUUCUCAAACAACUUCAGAGUUCAAAUUUUAAAAUUGUGUCUGGUGUAGGCUACAGUGUUCAUUCUACUUCCCCAAGUUCUGAAGAGUUUGAGAAUAUUACAAAACUUUGUUAAUUUUAGCUUAUUAGAAGGAAGCUAUUCAGAAUCCCAUAAACAUCUGGCUUACUCUAGGGCCAAUAAGAGAUCACAGAGAGCAUAUUGGGGGUGUAAAAAGGAAAAAUGUGUGAACAUAGGGGCAACUUUCUAGAGGCCCUUUGACAAGACCCAUCAGCCCACAAUCAUUUUAGGCCUAUUUAUAAUACCUUGGAAACAUUCUUGUUGAAAUAAUUGGACUGUGAAAAAUAAUAAUAAAUGUUUGGCAAAUAA